This is a messenger RNA of Planococcus citri (citrus mealybug), 3184 nucleotides long. RefSeq lists its product as uncharacterized. Bases 107 to 2734 code for a protein of 875 amino acids. The record is from RefSeq and is a predicted model, not a curated record. Lineage: Eukaryota; Metazoa; Arthropoda; Insecta; Hemiptera; Pseudococcidae. The transcript is spliced from 5 exons.
ACUUUCAAUCAUAAUUAUCUCAACUUCUUUUACUGAAAAAUUUAAAUAUUAAACAUUUCGAAUUUUGUAUGUUUCACCGAAGACGCUUGUAACACUGAGACACAUAAUGAGGGUAUCGCAGAUUAUUUCCAUUUUCACAUCGCUUCAAUGUCUGUUGACACUAGCAGCUCAAAACAACGAAAAUGAAACACAGCAGACCUCAAUCGUAGUUCGUACAAAUAUGGAGAAAACCCGCUUGAAGGAUUUGGGAUAUCUGAUUGCAACUGAUAUAGAGGACUUUUACUCACUUGUUGAACGGCCAGUGUUCGCAGAUAAAACCCUCCUCGUAGAGCAAAUAUUCUCUUCCGAUUCCGCUUCUAAUAUAUUGAUUACUUACCCCAAGAAGUGGGGUAAGUCAGUGAACCUGGCUAUGAUAAGAAGCUUUGCUCGGACGGAUUUUUUUCGAAAUGGAACUGAAUUUAAUCUUAACGAAACAUCCGCGUACUUACUUUUCAAGAAGGGCGCAUAUGAGGAUGCAAAAGGAAAUAUCCACAGCUUGAACUUGGGUGAUGACUUAUUUUUGAUUUCGCAUAAACAAAAAAUCAUGGAUGAACAUCUGGGUAGAUAUUUUGUCAUCCAUUUGAGUUUAAUGAUACCAUGUUACUUCAAUGGAGAACUCGAUUACGACAAAUUUAUGAUGAGAUUCAAAGAUCAAAUAACCAAAAUCUACGCAAUCUAUUCGUUUGUUUGGGCUAAACUGGAACAAAAAAUAGUAGAUAAUCCCUUUGGUCUAGAAGAGAAAUAUUAUAUUGAACGAUUUAACGCAGUUCGUCAUGAGACAGGCACCGUUAAUUGGUCGAUGGCUGUGAAAGACUUGUGUGAUGCUUUCCAAUUUUGUUAUCCAAAACAUAAGAUCCUUAUUACCAUAGAUGAUUACGAUUAUAUUUGUAAUAAAAUUAAUUUCCAGUCAAAAGCUGAUUACGAGUAUAAAAGUGCUGCUGUCAAAUCCUUCGAAAAAUUCAUACACGAUUUUAUGCUUUCCACUUUUGGCCACGAAGCACAAAACAAAGUCAAGCCAAAAUGUAUCAUUACUGGAAUAAGCAGAUUAGCAAAGACAAAUAUUUUUCCAGCAACGUGCAACUUCGAGCACUGGUCAAUGAAUGAUGAGAAAACCGGCCAACCUUUCUAUGGGUUUACUGCAGCAGAAGUUCAAGAUUUAUUGUCUUUGCGUGGAUUUGAUAGCAACAAGUAUGAAGAUUUAGUAUCGAGAUAUGAUGGGUAUCGCAGUCGUAAGAGCCUUAGCGAACCAAUUUUCAACCCAAGAUCCAUUGUAGAAUUUCUGAAUUAUAAGGAGCUUUCUGAUUACUGGCUACAGUCAGGCAGGCAGUUGAUAGAACAAUUCCCAUUAAUUUUCGAGCACUUUCAAUUCCGAUAUUUAGUAAAACUUCUGACCAUGGAAAAUGUCAUCAAGAUUCCAAACAAUGCCAUGGAUCCUACGACCGAACAAUUAGACGAUUUUGCAGAAAUAUUACGAAAAAGAUGCCGUACAUGUGUCCUACGAGUAAACGAGGCACAAUGUGCUUUGGGCAUACUGGUAGCAACCGGAUAUCUCGGUCUGAGCGAAACCCAGCCAGAAAAUGAAAAUUAUACUAACAUCCGAAUUCCAAAUACCGAAGUGCGAAGUUAUUUUAAAACUCAAUCGUCAUACUAUGACUCCGAUUAUGUUGCUUCAUAUUACGAAUCCCUUCGCAGUGCUGCUAUUAUUUUUAGGCUGUUUCUUAAUGACUUAGCGACACCAAAUGAACUUGAAACAUCCAUCCGUGAUAUAUUCAAAGUAAAGGGGCCUUAUGGUAAUUUUGUCCAUACCAUAGAGAAGUUCCAAGAAAAUUCACCUACCUUCAUUUCGGACAUCGGAUUUAUGCACCAAAAUGAAGCAGGUGCGCACUUCACAAUGAUAGAAGUGUUUUCUUUGAUACAGAGAGGGAGAGAUAUCACUUUGGGGUUGGGCUCAGAAGUGGGUUUCGCAUACAAUUCGGAUAAUGAACAACAUUUUUCAUAUCGAAUGGAUCUAGCGUGCUUUAACGAUGACUCAAUCAUGAUAAUUGGAGUGAAGACUGACAAUGAGAAAACAAUAGACAACGUUUUGCAGCAGGCAGAAGAUUAUCUUUUGGUAUUCAAGAACAGGUCUGAAUGCAGAGUAUUUAAAAAUUAUAAACUCGUAGCAAUAAAUGUGAGAGAACAUGACGACGUUGAAGUGAAAUUCAAAACACUGAGUCACACCGAAGUACUUGAAUAUCAUACUAAAUGGACCAGUCUUGCGGAAAAAGCGAUUAAAAUUUUCGCAGAACGUCGAACAAUAGACUAUGAAACAGCAUCGCUUCAAUGGAGGAAUCUUGCGGCUAUGGAAGCUAAACACUUACUUGGCCUUGCAAGAGAGGAGCUAAUGGCCAAUUCAACCACGUCACUAAUCCCACCAGAAAUUUUGAGAAAUCUACCGGAAGAAUUAAGAUGUCCUGUAGAAGACUGGAAUGAAGAAGACGUGUCGAAGUUUCUGGAAUUUUUUGAUAAGACUGUUAAUCUGGAACCACCUAGUGCUGGCACCGUUUUGAGUCAAUUUAAUGGAAAGCAAUUGAUUGAAUGUCCAGAAAAACUACUGCUACUGAUACUACAUUCACCUUCAGGAACGAGUGAAAUCCUGUACAAAUCUGUGCAAGCGGUAAAAAAUCAAUAUUCAACUACCACGUCAACGUCCUAAGUAUAAUCUGCAGUCAGGAUUUAUUUCUGCUUUUUGUUUUGUUUUAAUGUAGUUUCUCCUGUAUUUGUUUAUUAAUAAAUAAUAUCAGAUCUGUGAUUAAAAGGUUUGAAUUGAAAAAUGAAUACCUACGUACUUAUUUUAAUACCUUGCCCAUAAUUCGUGCAAAUUUUCAACUUUUUAAUCUCCCUCGUGAAGCCUCUUGUUGGUUAAAUUGUAGAAAUAUGUAUCAAAUUUGUACUUAUUGGGAGGUUCAAAAACAUAUGACUACAUAUCCUACUACGUGACUCUUAACCAACCUCUUGAGGUGUCACACUCCGGUUUGAAUGGGACCGCGAUUUUUGGAAAGGGCGUAGUCUAAAACCCCCAAAACCAAAUUUUCAGCUGCCCAAGUUCAUUUUUUGAUUUUUGGCGAAUUUUUGAAAAUUCAAAAUUGACUGUUUUUGGCGAUUU